Messenger RNA from Culex quinquefasciatus (southern house mosquito), 967 nucleotides. Its product is annotated as exosome complex component RRP43. The transcript is spliced from 2 exons. The record is from RefSeq and is a predicted model, not a curated record. Gene Ontology annotation, cellular component: nuclear exosome (RNase complex); cytoplasmic exosome (RNase complex). Gene Ontology annotation, biological process: U1 snRNA 3'-end processing; U5 snRNA 3'-end processing; TRAMP-dependent tRNA surveillance pathway. Lineage: Eukaryota; Metazoa; Arthropoda; Insecta; Diptera; Culicidae. The coding region runs from base 132 to 956 and encodes 274 amino acids.
GCAAAAAGAAAACAUAACCAAAAUGCCGCCAACCAAAACAUAAACAAAAGGAAUGCUGAACACAUGUUGAGUUGAGGAUUUUUUGUUUUUGCUCUUGUUUCAAUAGUUUUUGAUUGCAAAGUGCCUCAGAAAUGGAUCUUAAAACUUACAAAAAAAUUCACCCGGUCAAAUACUACAAGGACCACCUCGAGAGCAACAUAAGGCCGGAUGGGCGGGAAGUCGGUGACCUCCGCCCGCUGGCCAUCAACUUUGGCUCGAUCACAUCGGCCGACGGUUCGUCGAUCGUCAAGAUCGGCAACACGACCGUCGUGUGCGGCAUCAAGGCUGAGUUGGCGCCUCCGAAACCGGUCGAGCCGGAAACCGGAUUUCUGGUGCCGAAUAUCGAGAUUUCGCCGCUGUGCUCGCCCAAGUACCGUCCGGGACCGCCCAGCGAGGAGGCCCAGGUUUACAGCUGCUCGCUGGCGGACGCAAUUUUGAACUCUGGCUGUGUAAACUUGAAGGAUCUUUGCAUCACGAAGGAAAAGCUCGUUUGGGCGUUGUACUGCGACCUGGUUUGCCUGGACCACGACGGGUGCGUGUUUGACGCGUCGGUGAUUGCGCUGGUGGCCGCCCUGCACACGCUGACACUGCCCCGGAUGCGCCACAACGCGGACACGGACGAACGGGAGGUGCUGGAGGAAGAACCGCGGGAAGCGCUCAAGUUGAGCUCGAUUCCAGUGACGACGUCGUUUGCGGUGCUCUGCGGGAGGAUUGUGGCGGAUCCGACUGCGGAGGAGGAGGCACUGGCCACGUCCACCAUCACCAUCACCAUCUGUGACGCCACGUUAAGCUACUUCAACAAGAGCGGCGGCGAACCGGUGGAGCAGGAACUUCUGGACCAGUGCAUCGAGAACGCCAUGAAGCGGGAAAAGUCCGUCCGGGCGCUGAUCAAGACGAUGGUGAAGAAUAAAAAGUAGAUUGAAGGUGA